AGAGAGAAACACAGUGACAUAGAGGGACAACCACCCUUCUAUGCCCCUUACCCAGUGAGCCUACGUACAUAAUGGCCCUCAUUGAAGUUUGCGGGGGUAACAAGGGGUGGCAGCUGCCCCUCGGUUACCCCACCAGAGAUACCGGAGCUACAGCCGGUCCCACGCACUACACGUUUGGCAUGAAGGCAAGUGAGCUGGCACUGCCCCCGGGGCUACAGCCUGCUCCCUUCCUAAAGUGCUUGCAGACAGGACGAAAUGGAGUAAAGCUUGAACCAGCCCAUGGUACAACCACACUGGCCUUUAAAUUCCGUCAUGGGGUCAUUGUUUCUGUAGAUUCAAGAGCAUCAGCGGGAGAUUAUAUUGCUACUUUAGAAGCAAACAAAGUAAUAGAAAUUAACCCUUACCUGCUGGGAACCAUGUCUGGGAGUGCAGCAGACUGUCAGCACUGGGAGAGACUGCUGGCUAAGGAAUGCAGGUUGUAUCAGCUGAGGAAUAACACUCGGAUAACAGUAUCUGCUGCCUCCAAGCUGUUGAGUAACAUGAUGCUUCAGUAUAGAGGGAUGGGACUCUCCAUGGGAAGCAUGAUUUGUGGUUGGGAUAAAAAGGGCCCUGGUCUUUAUUAUGUAGAUGAUGAUGGAACCCGCCUUUCAGGUGAUAUGUUCUCCACGGGCUGUGGGAACUCUUAUGCAUAUGGAGUGAUGGAUAGCGGUUAUCACUAUGAGUUAACCCCAGAGGAGGCGUAUGACUUAGGUCGUCGUGCUAUUGCUCAUGCGACCCAUCGCGAUGCUUACUCUGGUGGGGUUGUUAACUUGUAUCACAUGCGUGAAGAAGGAUGGAUCAAAAUUGGAAAAUAUGAUGUGGCCGAGUUAAUUCACAAAUUCCGUGAAGAGAAUCACAGAAAGGAAUAAGACAACAUCUCAAGUACGGAGAGUUCUUCGAUGCCCCAGCUAUUAUUUUAUUGGGUCAAACUAUCAGAUAGCCCUGAGAUGCUAAGCAAUGAGCUGGUCAAUAACUUGUUGUACAAAACGUUCUAUCUCUCAAUUAACAAAUAAAGAUUUUUAUAUCCCA
Molecule: messenger RNA, 1068 nt
Organism: Bombina bombina (fire-bellied toad)
Lineage: Eukaryota; Metazoa; Chordata; Amphibia; Anura; Bombinatoridae
Product: proteasome subunit beta type-8
Exons: 6
Coding region: 72-908 (278 amino acids)
Cellular component (GO): proteasome core complex
Molecular function (GO): threonine-type endopeptidase activity
Source: RefSeq, a predicted model, not a curated record